AUGUCGUUAAAAUUAGCAUUUGAUUCAGGUAAGAAUCAUUCUCAAGGCUUAACUUAUGCCAAUAAUUUAAAAUUAGCAUUGGCUCAACAAUUUGCUUCAAAAGGAACUAAAAUUGAAAUUGAUACAGAAGCAAGACAGCUACAAUUAACAAAGGGUGAUAACCUUCGUUUAGUUAGCGCAGAUGCCAUUUUAAGAUAUAUCAUGAAUGACUUUAGUGGUCAAGAUUCUGACGAAUAUGAUUUCUCUUUGGCUUCAUUGGAGAGUUUGCUUUACCAUACUUCGCCUCCAUCAAAUCAUAUUGAUCAAUGCGUUGAAAAAGCUUUAGAUAACUAUUUAACCUCUUUAUCUGAGCCUUUAACUGCUACUAGAUUGAUUACUUAUGCCAACGCGAGUGCCCUAAGGCCAGCUUUAGUCAAUGCUAAAUUCCCAGAACUACCAAAAUCAAUUGCUACUGCUGUUACAGAUGCUUUAAAACUAUCUCCAAGAGAUACGUCUAGUUUCAAGCAUACUGGUGCUUCUUAUAUCACUGCUGGUUUAGGUGUUAAUAAACAAGCUGGUAAAAUUUUGCCAAAAGAUGGUGAACGUAAUAUUUUAAUUACUUCGGCUUUACCUUAUGUUAACAAUGUUCCUCAUUUAGGUAAUAUUGUUGGUAGUGUUUUGUCUGCCGAUAUAUUUGCUCGUUAUUGUAAAACUAGAAAUUAUAAUACUUUAUUCAUUUGUGGUACUGACGAAUAUGGUACCGCCACUGAGACUAAAGCUUUAGAAGAAAAAUGCACACCACGUGAAUUAUGUGACAAAUAUCAUAAAAUUCAUGCAGAUGUUUACAAAUGGUUCCAAGUUGGUUUUGAUCACUUUGGUAGAACUACUACCGAAAAGCAAACUGAAAUUGCUCAAGACAUUUUCUUAAAGUUAAAUAAAAAUGGUUACUUAGAAGAACAAUCUAUGAAACAAUUAUACUGCCCAGUUCAUAAUUCAUACUUGGCAGACAGAUAUGUUGAAGGUGAAUGCCCAAAAUGUCAUUAUGAAGAUGCUCGUGGUGAUCAAUGUGACAAAUGUGGUAGCUUAUUAGAUCCAUUUGAAUUGAUCAAACCUCGCUGUAAAUUAGAUAAUUCUGAGCCAAUUCCAAAAGUUUCCGACCAUAUUUUUAUUUCAUUAGACAAAUUAGAAGGCAAGAUCCAAAACUGGUUCGAUGAGUCUUCUGAAAAGGGUAAAUGGUCUAAAAAUUCCAAAACUAUUACUCAAUCAUGGUUAAAGGAUGGUUUACAUCCACGUUGUAUCACUAGAGACUUAGUUUGGGGUACUCCAGUACCACUAGAAAAAUAUAAGGAAAAGGUGUUAUACGUUUGGUUUGAUGCUACCAUUGGUUACGUUUCAAUUACUGCUAAUUACACUGAUGGUUGGGAAAAAUGGUGGAAAGACCCAGAAAAUGUUAAAUUAUAUCAAUUUAUGGGUAAAGAUAAUGUACCUUUCCACACUGUUAUUUUCCCAGGUUCUCAAAUUGGUACUGGUGAUAAAUGGACUAUGCUACAUCAUUUGAAUACAACUGAAUAUUUACAAUACGAAGGAGGUAAGUUCUCCAAAAGUAGAGGUGUGGGGGUUUUCGGUAAUAAUGCCCAAGACUCUGGUGUUUCUCCUAGUGUCUGGAGAUAUUACUUGGCUUCCGUUAGACCAGAGACUAAUGACUCUCAUUUCUCUUGGGAUGAUUUUGUUGCUAGAAAUAAUGGUGAAUUAUUAGCUAACUUAGGUAACUUUGUUAACAGAUUAAUUAAAUUUGUUAAUGCUAAAUAUAAUGGUGUUGUUCCAAAGUAUGAUACCAAGAAUUUACCAGGCUUUGAUAACUUGAAUAAAGACAUUAACCAAAUAUUGAGUAAUUAUAUCAAAGAAAUGGAAGAUGCUCAUGAAAGACGUGGUUUAGAAUUGGCUAUGUCCCUAAGUUCCAGGGGUAACUUGUUCUUGCAAGAUAAUAAAUUAGAUAACAGCUUAUUCUCUCAACAUCCGGAUAAAUCAGACGCUGUUGUUGGUGUUGGUUUGAAUAUCAUUUACACUGUUUCCUCUGUCAUAUACCCAUUUAUGCCAGAAAUCUCAGAAACUAUCUACAAAAUGUUAAAUGCACCAGCUUUAAAAAUUGAUGAUAAGUUCCAUUUAGCUAUCGAAUCCAACCACAAUAUUAAUAAGGCUGAAUAUCUUUUCCAUCGUAUUGAUGAUAAACAAAUUACUGAAUGGAGAGCUAAAUAUGGUGGCAAGCAAGUUUAA
Henningerozyma blattae CBS 6284 is the source of this 2253-nucleotide messenger RNA. RefSeq names its product methionine--tRNA ligase MES1 (gene MES1). Gene Ontology annotation, molecular function: ATP binding; methionine-tRNA ligase activity. The coding region runs from base 1 to 2253 and encodes 750 amino acids. Gene Ontology annotation, cellular component: aminoacyl-tRNA synthetase multienzyme complex; cytosol. NCBI's taxonomy places the organism in Eukaryota, Fungi, Ascomycota, Saccharomycetes, Saccharomycetales, Saccharomycetaceae. The record is from RefSeq and is a predicted model, not a curated record. Gene Ontology annotation, biological process: methionyl-tRNA aminoacylation. The transcript has a single exon.